Messenger RNA from Lathyrus oleraceus (garden pea), 1399 nucleotides. RefSeq lists its product as uncharacterized. The record is from RefSeq and is a predicted model, not a curated record. The coding region runs from base 346 to 1230 and encodes 294 amino acids. The transcript is spliced from 8 exons. NCBI's taxonomy places the organism in Eukaryota, Viridiplantae, Streptophyta, Magnoliopsida, Fabales, Fabaceae.
CAUCAUCUCUCAAUCUACAAAUUUAACCCAUUUUUAACAGUAUAAAUUGAAACCCUAAAAGGCCAAUGCGAUCAAACUCAUCAUCUACCAUCCAAAAAUUGCAGCCGCUGCCGCCAUUUUAGUCCUGUGUAAGAGCCAAGAUACCGGCAGGAAAACGCAGCACCAUCUCACGUAGUGGGCGCAAGGAUGCGAUUUCGCUGAUUGCUUCUGCGAUAGCCGCUCCUGCAAUAGUCAAUUCGACAGUGCUCCAUUUAGGUUGCAACGGUUCAGAUCUACCCUCCACACUACCUUUGUGGUGUGUUUUACAGCAUAAACUUUACUAUUUGUUGUAUUUCAAAAUUUGCCAUGUCAAAUGCCCCUAGAAGAGUUGGGCCAGAUUUCUUUGGCUAUUAUUCAUCUGAAGUAGUAAAUCUAUUGUCCCAAGAUGAGGAUGUUUUGCCUGUCACUACCCAAUUAUCUGAGCUACCACAGAACAACUGUGGCGGGGGAGUAAAGAACCUUGUUAAUCACAGUUAUGAUUUUUCUGGUCCAUUAUAUAGCAAUGUUGUUGGAGCUGGGCUAUCGGACUUUGAAAAGGACAGAUUAAAGUCACUGCUCAGACAGAGUGCUGUUACUCUUUCAUCAGAAGUUGACGAGGUGGUGGGCCCUGUUUUCACUAUGUACGACUUGCAAUCUGGGCUAAGAAGUAAAACACAUUCCUUGAGUCUUGCAACAAUGACAUCUGAUGAUGCACUGCAAAUUCCUUCUAAAAAGCAAAAGGUGUCCUCACCUUCUUCUUCAGCUAGGCCUGGUCCUCAUGCACAAAAUAGUGAUGUCAAUCCCCAAAGCAGUAUGAAGGUGAGGAGUGAUCUUCAGUUCCUGUUGGAGAAUGAUAGUGUGGAGGUUGAUAAGAUGGUGAUAAAAUAUUCCGAUGAACUCUCUGGAACACUAGGGUAUAUGGAACAAGAACUUGAGAUACUUCUUGAUGCAGUUAUGUCAAAGUGCAGGCCAAUGGCCCUUGUUGAGAAACAGCAGCUACAGAGAUUAAUUCAGAGGCUACCUGCAGAAAAUCUUGACCGUGUGGUGGAGAUAAUUUGUCGAAGUAGGCCAGCAGAAGAACAAAGUUGCGACAAAAUAUUUGUUGAUUUGGAAAAAGAGGAUAAUGCUACACUGUGGAGACUUUAUUACUAUGUUGAAGCUGUUGAGAAAGCCAAAAGUCUUUCUUGUAGUGAAGAGAGAUGCAGAUCCUAAAAUUGAUGACCAGUAUCUACACCGUUGGCAAAGAUUACGUUACUAUAGAAGUGUAAAUUUUGAGAAAUUAUUCACCAUGUAUAUCUCCUUACAUUUUAAAUCUUUGUAUGUUGACAGCAAAACUUGAGUUAUUUUUAUAGAAAGUUCAUAGUAAAAUGUAUAUUUUCUA